UCUAUUUCUACCCAACACGACCCUUAAAUUCCGCGCUUCUUUUCGGCGAAAAAUCCAACGACCAAGAAAGAAUCGAAGCCUUCAAACAAAAUUAAGAAUUUUCGGUUUCCUUUGAGAGGGUGAUCGGCUGUGUCUCUCUCUGUCUCUCUCUCAAUCAAGGUGAAGAAAAAUCUUCGAUUUGUUAUCGGUAUUUGGCUUCCAAGAGUUACUGAUUUUCCAAAGGGAUUCUGCUCGCUUUCUUUCUUGUUAGAGGAGAGAGGGUACUGGCUCGUGGAGAACUCAUUUUCUGCGAGCUUGGCGUCCUCUCUCACACUACAUUAUCGUAAUACUCUUGUUUCAAAGAAGUUUUUUCUUUGAUGGGAGUUUUGUGAAUGAGAUUGGAGAGUUAUCUUGGAGGUUAUGAGGUGAAUAAGAAAUUGAAACUGCAUCAUGGGUGCUGUAUGUUGCUGCUUGCGUGUCGAUGAUUUUGAAGAAUAUGUAAAUCCGAACAGUUCAAUUUAUAGAAAUUGUAUCUGCGUCAGAUGCUUUGUUCAGAACAUCUUAAAUGCGUACACAGCAUUAUUCCGAAGAGGGGAAGUGCAUGCGCUGCCUUCAUCAAUUCAAGAAGCUGCAUCUCUGACAUCUCCAGCAUCCCUUGACAGUUCUCUAUCUGAUAUAUACCGUUCUCCUCCAAGGCCCUUGCCUUAUGAUGCGGAUCCAAGAUGCUUCCGUUCACAGCGAGAUGGAUUGGUCUCCAGACAUGAGAAGGGAUCGAGUCAUUUGCACGAGGAAUCUGAACAACUUAGAAGAAGUGAUGUUCAUGCAGGUCUAGAAACACCAGCAAUUGCAGACAAAUGGAAUGUCUCUGGUUAUGAAAGGGUAUCAAAGGAAUGUAGUUCAGAGUCCUCAGUGAAGCACCCAUUGGUAAAAUUGACAAGUGGAACUGGAUAUGUUUAUUCGUCAUCAGAAGAGGAGGAUGUCUGCCCAACGUGUCUUGAGGAAUACACUCCAGAAAACCCCAAGAUAAUUACCCACUGCUCUCACCAUUUUCACCUUGGUUGUAUAUAUGAGUGGAUGGAGAGAAGCGAAAAUUGUCCAGUCUGUGGCAAGGUAAUGGAAUUUGAUGAAACGACUUGAUCUUACCCUAAAGUUCGUAUUGUGAACAAUGACCGAAGGCAAACUGAAAUAAGGGGAAAAUACAAAAGAAACUGUAAAUUCUCUGUGAAUAGCCCUGGUAAAAAAAUGGGUUGUAUUUGCAUAAUGCUAAUACAAGUACAUGCUUUUCCACAACUCUCUCACACACACGGGUUGCCAGCUGAAAUGUUGACUGAAUUGAUGGUCGUGGUAGAUGAACAAAAGUCAAAACCAAACAUUUGAAGCUAGUUCUCUAAGGGUCUGUGUGAUUUGUGAUGGGAAUCGGAAUUGUCUAUUCCCCUGCUUGUUUGAGGAUUGGUAAGUAAAAGAGAUAAGGUUUGGGCUUUCGGGGUUUUUUAAGUUACUAGUCUUUUCUAUUUUUGGCUGGCUGGAAUGAGAUUUCCAUUCAUAGGGUGGAAGCCAGAAUGACCAUCCCUUCAAAUGGGGGGAUGCCAUUCCACUAGGAAUGGGAAUUGGAAUCCCAUUCCGGUUCUAUACCUUUAUUCCUAGGAACCAAAUGGAUCUUAAGGCUCUGUUCGCUUUUUGAGAAAUAACUGACUUGGGUAAGUUCAUUUGCCCAUGCUUUUUAA
Nelumbo nucifera (sacred lotus) is the source of this 1703-nucleotide messenger RNA. RefSeq names its product E3 ubiquitin-protein ligase At3g02290. NCBI's taxonomy places the organism in Eukaryota, Viridiplantae, Streptophyta, Magnoliopsida, Proteales, Nelumbonaceae. Gene Ontology annotation, molecular function: ubiquitin-protein transferase activity. The record is from RefSeq and is a predicted model, not a curated record.